AAGAAAAAGACCCAUACAAGAAAAAGACGACUGCUCUUGUGUAGUUGUAUGUGUGAAGGUGCCCAUAUAGAACAUGACAAAGAGAAACCUAGGUUGAAAGUGUUUCACAUAGUUAUACUUCUAGUUUCUUUUCCUCUUGGAUGCCCCAAAAGCAACCGUUGGCCUUCAUAUGUUUCCUGUCAAUCAUUGGAUUCAUAGUCAUCAAACAAGAAAAAAGAUGUAAAAUACCUCUUAAUCCUACCCCACUCCUAGUUAUCAACGUACUGCUCUAAUGCUUUCAGGUUUUAAAUAGUAGCCAUCUGCUGGCCUAAAAAUAACAAGCUUUUAUAUAAUUGAAAGGAUUUGAGCUCAGUAUAGAAAACGAAUGGAGAUUGAAAUCAUUUCCAGGGACAGUGUCAAACCGUCUUCCCCAACCCCAUGUCACUUGAGAACCUACAAGCUUUCCCUUCUGGAUCAGCUUAUGCCUUCUACACAUGUUCCAGUCAUCUUUUUCUAUAGGCCCAUUGAUCAAUCUGAAAUUUCUGCAAGAUUACAACGGUUGAAGCAGUCUCUGUCUGAGGCCUUAACUUUCUUUUACCUAUUUGCCGGAAAGUUCAAGAAUGAACUCUACAUAGAUUGCAACGACGAUGGCGUUUCUUACACCGAGGCCAAGGUCGGUUGUUGUCUCUCAGACAUUCUUGGACAUCCUGAGAGCGAAAAGAUAUCUAAGUUACUUCCUGGAGAUUUCUACUUGGAAUCAUCAGGUAAUUCAGGAAUUGGAAUUCCUGUGGCAAUGAUUCAAGUUAAUGUUUUAAACUGCGGUGGCAUUGUCAUUGGAACUAAAACUUCACACAAGAUCAUCGAUGGUCCAACAUCAACUGCCUUUCUCAAAGCAUGGGCAACCAUAGCUCGUGGAUCAAGUGAAGUAGUUGUGAAACCUAGUUUCACUGCCCCUUCUAUAUUCCCACAAAACAUCUCGCUGCCUGAAGAUACAAUGUUGGCUAUAUGGCCUUCCUUGAUAAAAUUUGGCAAGGGUGUCAUGAAAAGAUUUGUGUUUGAUGCUUCAGCUGUAGCCACUCUCAAGGCACGAGCAGCUAGCUCCACAUUUGUGCAGCACCCAACUCGAGUGGAGGCUGUUUCAGCCUUCAUCUGGCAGUGCACAAUUCUUGCUUCUAAAGCAAGACAUGGUUCCCAGAGACCUUCUGUUCUGUCCCAUAUUGUGAACUUGAGGGGAAAAAAGUCCACCCACUUGCCUGAAUAUUCAGUUGGCAAUCUUCUCUGGAUGUCAAUUGCAAAAUGCAGUGCAGAGGCUGAGAGAGAAUUGCCUCUUUUGGUGGGUGUCCUAAGGGAAUCCAUAUUGCAAAUUGAUGGUAAUUUUGUCCAAAAAUUAAGUGGUGAAGAAGGGUUUUCUAAAGUUUGCGAGUGUCUACGAGAGUUUGGUGAAGUGUAUUCUAAUGCAGGAACUGAUUACUUAACAUGUAGCAGUUUAUGCAAGGUUGGGAUCUACGAAACUGAUUUUGGGUGGGGAAAGCCUAUUUGGGUGAGUCCUGGUGGGAUAAAUGGACCAGUGUUUCAAAAUCUAUUGUUUUUGAAUGAAACAAGUGCUGGUGAUGGAAUUGAAGCAUGGGUGACCUUGGAUGAACGAGAAAUGGUCAUUUUGGAACGUGAGACACAGAUCCUAGAAUUUGCUUCUUUGGACCCAAGUCCCCUUCAAUUAUGUAAGUACUAGCCUGUUCUUGUUCGAUCUACUUUAGUCCUGAAUUUGGUUCGCCUUUCCUCCAAGAAUAUUUCUUUUGAAACAUUUCCCCCGAGACAGAUCCUAGAACAUAGAUGUUCAUAUAAUUCCCAUUUUUGUGUAAACUCUAAUCAAUCCAAAGAAUUGGAAAAGCUAAAAAGGAAUUUGACUUGGGGAUUGACUUGCUAUUGAGUUCCCGAAGAGAAGAGAAUUUGUUUCUGUCGCAUUCAAGAGCAUAUCUCCUCUCCCACACACUUUCAGACACAGUAAAAUUCAAGCAAGGAUGAGAAUUUCGAACUAAUAAGUUUUA
This is a messenger RNA of Hevea brasiliensis (rubber tree), 2024 nucleotides long. RefSeq names its product vinorine synthase. The record is from RefSeq and is a predicted model, not a curated record. Bases 365 to 1708 code for a protein of 447 amino acids. NCBI's taxonomy places the organism in Eukaryota, Viridiplantae, Streptophyta, Magnoliopsida, Malpighiales, Euphorbiaceae. The transcript has a single exon.